AUGGGCGGGCAACUCUCCAAGCUGCUGGCCAAGGUGUUUGGGUCCAAGGAGAUGCGGCUUCUGAUGCUGGGCCUCGACGCCGCCGGCAAGACGACCAUCCUGUACAAGCUCAAGCUGGGGCAGGACGUGACCACCAUCCCCACGGUCGGCUUCAACGUCGAGACGGUCACGUACAAGAACGUCAAGUUCAACGUGUGGGACGUGGGCGGCCAGGACAAGAUCCGUCCUCUGUGGAGGCACUACUACGGCGGCACCCAAGCAUUAAUCUUUGUCAUUGACUCGUCGGACCGCGCUCGCAUCGACGAGGCCAGGCAGGAGCUGCACCGCAUCAUCAACGACCGCGAGAUGAAGGACAGCUUGUUGCUGGUUUUUGCAAACAAGCAGGAUCUUAGAGAGGCCAUGAAGCCCCAAGAAGUCACCGAGGCGCUGCAGCUCGCCAAGCUGCAAGACAAGGUGUGGUACGUGGUGCCCAGCUGCGCCACCACCGGCGAGGGCCUCCUCGAGGGACUGGCCUGGCUGUCCAACAACGUCAAGGCUCCUCCUGCGCCGGUCAAGAAGUGA
Molecule: messenger RNA, 561 nt
Organism: Ustilaginoidea virens
Lineage: Eukaryota; Fungi; Ascomycota; Sordariomycetes; Hypocreales; Clavicipitaceae
Exons: 3
Coding region: 1-561 (186 amino acids)
Biological process (GO): vesicle-mediated transport; intracellular protein transport
Cellular component (GO): cytoplasm
Molecular function (GO): GTP binding; GTPase activity
Source: RefSeq, a predicted model, not a curated record